AUGGCAAGCCUGUUCCGAAAUCGCAGCUUGCGUCGGCAGCAACGCAAAGCUGCGCGCCAACAAAAGCGCGAGGCUCAACAGGCCACGCCUGCUGGAUGGCAGGGCAUGCCAGAUGAUGCCCUGCUUGCCUUUCGCCGUGAACAAGGUUUAGUUGCGGGCACAGAACGCCUCAUGGACUGGGGUGAAGUACGUCACAAUGUGAAACCACGCAAGGAAGCAUUCAUGAUGAUGCAGGCCAACGACGGCUCGUGGCAAGAUAUCCGCCUCGUCCUCCAUGCAACCUACCUCUCAGUGCAAAAGUUUCAGACACAAGCCCGGGCUCUGGUGGAGGGUGUACCUCUCCUGCAAGUCACCCAGGAGCAGGCCGCUGACAUUUUGCAUCGUCAGCUUGACAAGGUAAUGCUCGCCAGCGCCAAGGUUGUUCGGGUACCCCUUGCUUGCUGUGCUGUUUCACGUUUCGUGGACAAUGGCGAUGCUUACCACCUGGGCAUGCUCGCCUCGUGCACCGCCAGAAGCCACAACGCGUUUGUUGUUCGGUCGGCUCACGAUGUCACGGCAUCUGUGGUCCUGCGUCCACGACUCGUCCUUCGCAUGGGCCGCGUGCACGAGCGCCUCGCGGAUGGCACGUGGCGAGAUUUUUUCAUGGUCCUCACAGACCACGACGUUGCCUUUUAUAAUGCGGCGCCAUCCAAGUCCGAGGACCUUCGACAUGCUGUCACAGCCUAUCCACUUCUUGCCGUUCGCUACGUCUCUGGCCAUCGCAAGGUUGAUCCUCAAAGCACGGUGCGUGACGGGUCUUUAUAA
Monosiga brevicollis MX1 is the source of this 804-nucleotide messenger RNA. RefSeq lists its product as uncharacterized. The transcript is spliced from 6 exons. NCBI's taxonomy places the organism in Eukaryota, Choanoflagellata, Craspedida, Salpingoecidae. The record is from RefSeq and is a predicted model, not a curated record. The coding region runs from base 1 to 804 and encodes 267 amino acids.